CCCCAAACAAUACCAUGCAGCAUUUAGUCUAGCAUGAGACAGCCAGGGGUGAGCACCCAAGUUUUCCAUCAUUAAAGGUGCUGAAGGGGACCGAGCGCUCCGGGGAUACCAUCAACCCAGGGGAAAGUGUUCCACCAUGUUCAAGACCAGCUACAAGCGUGAGCUGCACAAGGAGAAGUACGAGCGCUCCGAUGUCUUUGAUGUGGAACCGGAGGACUCUGAAACCUCCGCGGGCAUCUCAGCCAUCCAGGGCUGGGAGAGCCUUCAAGAGCUCAACGGCCGCUUCGCCAGGUACAUCAACAGGGCCCGGGUUCUGGAGCAGCGCAACGCUGUGUUCCGUAAGCAGCUGGAGACGCUGCAGCGGAUGGAGGAGACCAGUGGGCUGGAGGAGACCUUCACAGAGCAGAUCGGGAUCAACAGGCAACGCAUCAGACAGCUGAACUCCGACCACACCAAACUAGAGCGAGAGCUGAAGGAGGCCUGUCGCAUGUUGGAUGAAUUCACCAACAAGUAUAAAAAUGAAUGUGAUUAUCAGGAGCAGCUGCGGGGCACACUGGAAAAUUUAAACAAGGAGGCAGACAGUGCGCUACUGAAAAACCUGGAGUACCAGAUCGAGUCUCAGUUUUUGCAGGAUGAUAUCAAUUCUACCAGAGAAAGACAUAAGAAGAAUCUUGCAGAAAUCCAAACCUAUGUCAACAUUUUGCAGCAAAUAAACCAGACACUUCCCCUUGUUCCCAAUGUGUCAGUUGGCAUCUCCGAGGAGCAGGAGAGACUCCUGGCCCAGAAGAAAGUACCGGAGCUGCAGAGUCAGCUGGAGGAGUACAAGAGCACCCUCUGUCAGCUGCAGGCGCAGAAACAACGCCAGCAGAAUGAGACUGUAAUGCUGGAGCAGGCCAUAAAAGUCACUCAGGAGAGCUACGACAGCGAGAUCCAGACGUACAAUGAAAAAAUCGAAUCCAUACGCAAGGAGAUCGAGGACGCUGAGAAGUCCCUGGAAAAGUUCACAAGUGAAUGUCGCCACCUGGCCAUGUACCAGACAUCACUAGAGAACGAGCUGGAGCGGUACAWGAGGAUCAUCGAGAAUGAAGACAACAGGUUGAAUUCUGCAAUAAUUGGCACACCCAUUACCCUGUUUUCAUCUAAUUGCCGCUACACUCACACAACCAGCCCAUUAAGCAGAGGAAGAGACAUCACCCAGGCUUUCCAGGACAUCACAAGCAUCAAGCCUCGGCAGAAGAUACUUGCCAAAAAGGUCCUGAAGAAGAAAGAGCUGACCCCAAAAGACGUCAUCGACAGCGUUCAGGAGGACAGAAAGGGUGGAGAGGAUGAAAUAAAGGUGACGCAGUCUGAAGAAAUGCAUGAGGAGAGGGUGAAAAGAAAAGAGCAGACGCCGCUUCUCGCCGGAGUGCCUUCACAGGAUGUCCCAGACGGAGCUCAGAUCAGCAAAGCCUUUGACACACUUUGCAGCAUCGUCAGAGACAGAAUGAGGAGGUACAAGAGGCCAGAGCCGAUAGCGGACUUCUACACCAGGGGUCGAUACGUUCUUGUUACCGGUGAUGGCAGCUACCUGGACCCUAGCUUCUACACCUCCACACCCUCAGCCGGCCGCAUCUUUGUCACUAUCCGAGAUGGAAGGAUGUCUCCUUAUGACCCUUAUGGACGCAACACACCCUCUCCUGUCCCCCCACUGCCCAUGGUGGACCCCAGGCCUUUAAGCCCCACCGUUCCUUCUCGUGGCGGAGAAGGAAAAUUUGACAACAGGGGCGGUAGAGCUAAAGAUAGUGAAGGAAAAGGUAAAAGCAGCGAUGGAGACCCUCGUCCUUACCCCAAAUACCCAAGCCCUAAUCCUCCCCCACCUGGCCCAAGCUCCCACGAUCCCAYCCAUCCUGGCAGUAAGCCCAAGAAAAACGACAAUGGCCCAAGCAGACCUACUCCAAAGCCUGCACUUCGUGCUGACAGUACCAGCUCCAGCAGCACCAGCACCACCAGCUCCAGCAGCUUCUCCCCCAACACCAUGAGCUACGAGAAAGUGGAGAUGGUCGAGUCUGUGGAGAAGUUUUCCAACGGUCGCCGAGUCAAARGUUAUGAAGAAAUGUCCAUGGUAGUGGAGACCACGAUUGAGAAGUCGACAAAGAAGAAACACUGAAACCACCAGGUCCAAAUAGAAAGACGGUGCCAAUAUUGGUCUCUGCUUGAAUAAAAUUAAUUUUCAAACCACCAUAUUAACACUAAUGAUUCUGUCUCUUAGGGAGACCAAUUAAAACCAAACACAUUACUGCUCUCAUAGUUAAAUCUUUCCCAUUUGCUUGCAGCUUCUGCUAAUGAGUCCAGGAUGUGUUUCACCAUCAGUCCUCCUGCUGCUGUUGUUCAGCAUGCACCCAUGGGAUGAGGCCUUUUUUUGUCAGAAAACUUGGGAAGAGAAAAGAAAGCAAAUAUCUACGCCACAAGUAAAACCAAACUAGAAAGAAUGAAUGAAGUUGUGCCACCCUUUGCAGAAACUCUUUAGGAACAUUUUUUUUAUUUUACUUUCCCUCUGAGCUCAUUUGUUCAGUUGGAUGCCAUUAUUUACCCUCAGCACAGUUUUGCUGUGUAUUAUUUGCUUUGAUACAUGGAAUAAUAAAGGAUUCAAACAUGAA
Austrofundulus limnaeus is the source of this 2636-nucleotide messenger RNA. RefSeq names its product beaded filament structural protein 1 (gene bfsp1). Lineage: Eukaryota; Metazoa; Chordata; Actinopteri; Cyprinodontiformes; Rivulidae. The transcript is spliced from 8 exons. Gene Ontology annotation, molecular function: structural constituent of eye lens. Gene Ontology annotation, biological process: lens fiber cell development. The record is from RefSeq and is a predicted model, not a curated record. Gene Ontology annotation, cellular component: cytoplasm; intermediate filament. The coding region runs from base 137 to 2146 and encodes 669 amino acids.